AUGAGUGGUCAAGUCUCUUCUCAUCCUUAUUAUCCUUUGGAUGCGCAUGUCAAGGAUUACGCUCCCAAUGCGACUUCAAUCCUACGCCUUCUCGCUACCUCCAGUAUUGCAGCCUCUGUCCUUCUAGGAGGGACUUUGGCUUUGGUCAGCUUCUUACGACCAAGACUGUCAAAGGCAGACCGUUUUGCUAUCCUGUGGUUUGUUCUCUCUGGGACAAUACAUUGCUUUUUUGAAGGCUACUUCAUAAUCCGCCAUGACCACAUGGCUUCUGCGCAGGACUUCCUCGGUCAGUUGUGGAAGGAGUAUGCGCUAUCUGACUCGAGAUAUAUGACAUCGGACACCUUGGUUCUGUGCCUGGAGACGAUGACAGUGCUCAUCUGGGGCCCUCUAUGCUUUUUUGUAGCAUACCUGAUUCUCGACCAACAUUCACUCCGUCAUCCACUGCAACUGAUCGUCUGCAUGAGCCAUCUGUACGGUGAUACAUUGUACUAUGCCACGAGCUUAUACGAUCACUAUGUCCAUGGACGGUCUUACUGUCGACCUGAAGCGUACUACUUUUGGAUCUACUACUUUCUCAUGAACUUCAUCUGGAUCGUUAUCCCCUUCUGUAAGUUCCAACACCUGGGUGUGGAGGCCAAGACACGCUCAUUUAGGUCACAGAUUACCUUUCUCAGAGUGUCAAGACAAUUUCCAAUGCCAUCAACGCUUUGCAGCGAAUGUCUGCAGAAGAAAAGGCUCGAUAAUGCUCGACAUUGUCGCACAGAUGGACUUCCGGUUGAAGCAUACGACUACAGCUGGAUAUUGAUUCGAUCGGAAUAUGGAUGGAUGUGA
Aspergillus fumigatus Af293 is the source of this 831-nucleotide messenger RNA. The record is from RefSeq and is a predicted model, not a curated record. Lineage: Eukaryota; Fungi; Ascomycota; Eurotiomycetes; Eurotiales; Aspergillaceae.